Messenger RNA from Homarus americanus (American lobster), 1369 nucleotides. Its product is annotated as transcription factor HES-4-like. Gene Ontology annotation, cellular component: nucleus. The transcript is spliced from 2 exons. Lineage: Eukaryota; Metazoa; Arthropoda; Malacostraca; Decapoda; Nephropidae. The coding region runs from base 87 to 1127 and encodes 346 amino acids. The record is from RefSeq and is a predicted model, not a curated record. Gene Ontology annotation, biological process: anterior/posterior pattern specification; regulation of neurogenesis; regulation of transcription by RNA polymerase II. Gene Ontology annotation, molecular function: protein dimerization activity; RNA polymerase II cis-regulatory region sequence-specific DNA binding; DNA-binding transcription factor activity, RNA polymerase II-specific.
GAGGAGUGAGGAGCCUUGUGGAGGAGUGAGGAGCCUUGGGGAGGAGUGAGGAGCCUUGGUGAGGUACAAGUGAGAGGUGAGAGAAGAUGGGAGUCCUUGAAGGCAGUGCAAGCAAGAGUACUCCAUCAACACCUGGCCCACUGAAGGAGAGUAGACGGGUCAGGAAGCCCAUCAUGGAGAAGAAGCGUCGUGACCGCAUCAACACUUGUCUUGACGAGCUCUCCUCCCUGCUGGCUGAGGACCGCCUGACGAAGGGUACUGAGAGCAGGAACCCCAAGCUGGAGAAGGCAGACAUCCUGGAGCUGACGGUCAGGUACUGGCAGACUGUCAGGAGCAUCAGCAGCGUCAGGAACAUCACUAGCGGAGGAGAGGAUGAAGGCGAGACGGUAGGGAAGGAAGACAGUUGUUAUCUGACGGGAUAUAAACAGUGUAUACGGGUGGUAGACGGUCUACUUAGUACCUGUCAUGAGCCUGGGACAGAAACCCUCCGUCGGGGACUCCUACAGCACCUGUCCUCCCGCGUCCAAGAGCUCACUCCAUCACCUUCACCGUCAGAGUCGAUUUCUGCUACGACAGAACACAGCGGUGACACUAAACCUGCUGAAACUACUCCAUCAACUUCCUCAGCGUCUCCUGCAGCCGCUGAAGAAAACACUCCUUCUUCAGUACCUCCUCCAAAGUGCCUCACACUCGUCCCAGCUCGACUCCCUGACGGCGCCUUGGCACUUCUCCUCCAGGAAGGUCCUCUUGAUAGUCAACCCUCAACGACUAACACCUCCCACCUCCUGACGACCACACACGGCGAACAAAAGACCUCACCCGUCGAGACUCACCAUCAAGACCUCCUCCGGCAGCAGAAGAACCCAGUGAUCAAAGUCAAGAGCCCCCAGAAGCUUAGUGUCCCCCCCAACACGCCCCCAGGAUCCCCCCCAGAGGUAGAUGAUGCCCCUAGUGCCACCUCCUUACCAGAACAGCGACAGGGACACGACCAGGCUAAGGAGGACCUGGCGAUGAUGGAAGAGGAGGAAGAGGAAGAAGAAGAGGAGGAGGAAGAGGAGAAGAUGGAAGAGGAAGAGGAGGGGACGCCGAUGGACUUGUGUGUUGAUCGUGUAUGGAGACCUUGGUAAUGGACUUGUGACGUCACUGAAUUUAAACGCUCCUAUUGGUUACUCUAACACACACACACACACACACACACACACACACACACACACACACACACACACACACACACACACACACACACACACACACACACACACACACACACACACACACAUACACACACAAUAUAUACAUAUGUGCAUGAAUAAAAAGCUAUACUCGAUAUAUAUGUAGUUUUAAAUCAUUAAUAAAUACAUAUAAAUUA